AUGGAAGCUUACAAUGUUCUCAAGCGGGAUUCUUGCUCCAAUGGGAAUGACUACGAUGGUCACAUGGGCCUGCGAAUCUCCUCCAUUUUCGUCAUUCUGAUCGGAUCCACUUUUGGUGCCCUCUUCCCUGUCGUUGCUAAGAGGUUCAGCAAGGCUGAAGGUGCCCCCAAAUGGGCCUUCUUUAUCGCCAAAUACUUUGGAUCGGGCGUUAUUAUCGCGACUGCUUUCAUUCAUCUCCUUGCCCCGGCCGAAGAGGCGCUGACCAAUUCCUGUCUGACUGGCGUUAUCACCGAAUACAGUUGGGUCGAGGCUAUUGUCCUCAUGACCAUUGUGGUUCUGUUCUUUGUGGAGUUGAUGGUGAUGCGAUUUGCCCGCUUUGGUACGGGCCAUUUACAUGAUGAAGAAGGCCACUCCCAUGUCCAGAUCGAAGAUGAAACCACGAUCACCCAGCAAGUGAGCCAGAGCAAACACUACAUCCCCGGUGAAGAUCACCUCGGCCACACCCGUUCGCACCACGACGCCGACGAUUCCGAGAAGGAAAGACAGGCGAUCGAGGAUUACACCGCUCAGCUUACAUCGAUUUUCAUUCUGGAGUUUGGCGUCGUCUUCCACUCGGUCUUCAUUGGCCUCACGCUGGCCGUGACCGGAGCUGGCUUUAUCACUUUGUACAUUGUUCUCGUCUUCCACCAGACCUUUGAGGGUAUGGGUCUUGGCUCUCGUAUCGCUCAAGUUCCCUGGCCUAAAUCUAAGCGCCUUACACCUUACUUCCUUGGCCUGGGCUUCGGUAUUUCAACUCCCAUCGCCAUUGCUAUUGGCCUCGGUGUUCGUCAGAGCUACCCACCAGACUCGGCGAAGACGCUGAUUGUCACCGGAGUGUUUGACUCCAUUUCCGCGGGCAUUCUAAUUUACACCGCCUUGGUCGAGCUGUUGGCACACGAGUUCAUGUUCAGCAACGCCAUGCGUGAGGCUCCAAUCCGCGAUGUCCUACUCGCCUUCCUGCUGCUGUGCUUGGGAGCUGCCCUCAUGGCCCUGCUGGGUAAAUGGGCAUAA
Penicillium odoratum is the source of this 1050-nucleotide messenger RNA. It is a transcript of the gene zrfB, whose product is annotated as low-affinity Zn(2+) transporter ZRT2. Gene Ontology annotation, cellular component: plasma membrane. Lineage: Eukaryota; Fungi; Ascomycota; Eurotiomycetes; Eurotiales; Aspergillaceae. Gene Ontology annotation, biological process: zinc ion import across plasma membrane. Bases 1 to 1050 code for a protein of 349 amino acids. Gene Ontology annotation, molecular function: low-affinity zinc ion transmembrane transporter activity. The record is from RefSeq and is a predicted model, not a curated record. The transcript has a single exon.